AUGAACAGAGAGAUGAAUGUGUCGUAUAUUACUCUAGGUGGGUAUGUAGGACUAGAGAAAUAUGGCUAUGUUUAUUUUCUGAUCAUUUUCACUGUAUAUAUUUUAAUCAUCUGCUUUAAUGCAACUAUUGUAUGUCUGAUUGUGACUCACCAAAACCUGCAUGAACCCAUGUAUAUUUUCAUUGCAGCACUGCUAAUCAACUCUCUUCUCUUCAGCACUUCUGUCUAUCCAAAGCUGUUGGUUGAUGUUUUAUCUGAGACACAGGUCAUAUCACAUCCAAUGUGUCACCUUCAAAUUUUCAUGUUUUACUCUUCAGGUGGUUCAGAGUUUUUACUGCUGUCAGCCAUGGCGUUUGACAGAUAUGUAUCCAUAUGUAAACCUCUGCAGCAUCCAGUUAUUAUGAGGAAACCCACUGUUAUUGCUCUCUUAGUCCUGGCUUGGUUUCUGCCUGCUAUUCAACUAGCAGGGCAAGUGACUUUAUUGACACAAAGAAAACUCUGCAGGUUCACUUUAAAUGGAAUUUUCUGCAACAACUCCAUAUUCACACUUCACUGUGAGAGCUCAAAUCUAUUAACAACACUUGGGUUAAUCAUUUUUUUAAAUCUCAUAAUUUGUCCUUUACUUUACAUCAUUUUCACAUACACACAGAUCCUCAUAGUGUCCUACAGAAGCUGUGGAGAAGUCAGGAGGAAAGCUGCUCAGACGUGUUUACCUCACCUGCUGGUUUUAAUCAAUGUCUGCCUGUUGGGCACAUAUGAUAUACUUAAAAUCAGACUGGAAUCUCGCAUUUCUAAAACUGCACGUUUAAUAAUGACCUUACAGCUGAUUUUUUAUCACCCCCUCUUUAAUCCAAUCAUAUACGGUGUAAAGAUGAAAGAAAUUUUCAAACAUCUCAAAGGGCUGUUUGUGAAAGUGAAAUAAUUCUGUUCUGAAUGUAUUUAAUCAUUUUUUAAAAAGUGUUAUAGUUUUGAUUUGCUCUGAUAAAUUGAUCUUCUAAACAUGUUGUUAAUUGCUUAUUGAUUUAUAAGGGUUUUUUCCCAGUCUGAAAAUGAGCCUGACGUGGUUCCUGCAUGCUGAUUACUGUUUAUUAUGCACAAAGCCAUUUUCCUUUAAAAUUAAAAUAAUUAAA
Molecule: messenger RNA, 1129 nt
Organism: Cheilinus undulatus (humphead wrasse)
Lineage: Eukaryota; Metazoa; Chordata; Actinopteri; Labriformes; Labridae
Product: olfactory receptor 13C5-like
Exons: 1
Coding region: 1-921 (306 amino acids)
Biological process (GO): G protein-coupled receptor signaling pathway
Cellular component (GO): membrane
Molecular function (GO): olfactory receptor activity; G protein-coupled receptor activity
Source: RefSeq, a predicted model, not a curated record